AUGGCGUCUUUCAGCGUCCUGCUGCUCAGCGCUGCUCUGAUCCACAACGUCCAGCCUCUACCUGCAGCACGUGACGGGGGGCGUGGCCUGGAUCUGUCAGUGGGCGGAGUCCGACGCCAGCGCAGAGAGCUUCGUAACCUGCUGCCCUAUGAAGAUCAGAUAAUGUAUCCCACUGCACAGAGAGGAGGCGGAGCCAACAACCUGUACUACCAAUCAGAUGACUGGAGGGGGAGGGGCUUGGACCAUGCUCUGCAGCGAUUGGUGGAAAAAGAUCAAAGGUGGGAACAGGAAGAGGAGCAGCGAGCAGCCUAUCUGGCCGCUCUGCUCCGCCUACUGAGUGAGGCAGAGAGCGCGGGAUUGGUUGGUCCAGGUGACGUGGAGGUGGUCGAGGUGGAGGAGGAUGAGGAGGAUGAUCAGGGGCCUACAGGGGACUUCCAGGGCCCUGACCCUCCAGACUACGAUGAGACUGGACGGGGGAUGAGCAUGGGGAGGCCCCCGGCGCUGUGGUGGGGCCUCGUGGAGCCUCAGCUGGCUCAGGCCCUGCUGGACAGGAUGGAGCCUCGGCUGGUCCAGACUCUGCUGGACAGAGCCAGACAAGAGAGACUCCAGCAGGAUGGACGAGUGAUGAGCAGAGACCAGGACACGCUCAGGCGUCUGGUUGCUAGGAUACUGUCCAGCAUCGGCCCUAACGGUACCCCGGUUGUCUCAGGCCGUAGGAUGAGACGGGACCUGUCAGUCAAACCAGCUGAACCCAUUAGCCCCGCCCACAGGAGAACCCGCCGUUCCCUUGACGACGUUUCCCCCCCAUCACCUAGCAACGACCCCCCCCUCCUCAGGGUGAAGAGGCUGGAGGACGAAGAGGAAGGGCAGGACCAGAAGCUCCGCCCCCACGCCACAGGGCUGCAGAGGAUGAAACGUAUUGACACCAUGGCAACCUCUAACGAACUGAAUUAUGGGAGUCGUAGGCGCCGGAGGAGAGCUGCCCUGAACUACGACCCCCAGCUACUGAUCGAUCAGAUCCUGGAGUACAUGAGGGAGUAAGACGCAGGCGAGGAGCAUAUUUGUUGUUCAGGUUUUCAGUUUUUGUAUCAGUUUGUUGCUUUUUGCUGCUAUUGUGAAAAUGUACCUGAUCGAUCGCUUAUUGUUGAAAUCAGGUGAAACACUGCAGAGAAGGAGGAAGCUGUCAGAAACCACAACUCCCAUGUUUGCUUUGUGGCAUAUCUUUAGACAUCACCAAUAAGCCUCAGCACUUUCUGUGAACCAAAAAAAACAAAACACUGACGUCACAGUCUGCAGCUCUCUGAUUGGCUGUUCACCUGCAGCAAUGCUCUUUGGCCCCACCCACUAAAACCAGCUUCAAGCUGAGUCCAGCUUCCCUCUGCCAGAAAGACUCUGGACAGGUGAUGGACAGUAACUGUAGCGCCGGCUCUGUGCUGUGGUUGGUCGGCUGUCGUUGUGUUCCUGUACUUCAGCUUGUUGUCAUGGUGACUCGUCUGUCUGUGCUGAAACUUUGAUUUAUGUUACACUGAGAAAUAAAAUCAGUAAACUGA
This is a messenger RNA of Stegastes partitus (bicolor damselfish), 1550 nucleotides long. RefSeq names its product proprotein convertase subtilisin/kexin type 1 inhibitor, like (gene pcsk1nl). The transcript is spliced from 5 exons. Gene Ontology annotation, biological process: negative regulation of endopeptidase activity. Gene Ontology annotation, molecular function: endopeptidase inhibitor activity. The record is from RefSeq and is a predicted model, not a curated record. Bases 1 to 1041 code for a protein of 346 amino acids. Lineage: Eukaryota; Metazoa; Chordata; Actinopteri; Pomacentridae.